GUCAUCCCAAGGUCAGGCUACCCAGAAGGCCAGAACCUAACCACGAAAAAUGGCGGCGGCCCCGGACAGCAAGGCAAAGUCUCCAGAGGAGCUCCUAUGUGCGGCGGCGGAGUCCGGCAACGCGGAAGCUGUCGCUGACUUACUUUCCUCUGGUGCUGACCCCACGCACUUCGACAGCUCCGGCAUGACACCACUCAUGCACGCGGCGACCGGUGGCCACGUCGCCGCUUCGCGGCUCCUCCUUGACGCCGGUGCGCCCUGGAACGCACUCUCCCCUUCAGGUCUCUCUGCGGGUGACCUUACCUCGGAUCCCGCCACAUACGACCUGCUCCUCGACCACGCCCUGCGCUCCGAGCUCAUCCUCGGUACCGUUGCCCGCCGCCAAGCGCCCCCAACGGACUCCUCCGACGGGGUCCCGGCCGAGAGCUACCUCGACUCAAGGGUUUCAUUCAGCGAGGAUCGAGUGAUGGAUGCAGAGAGCAAGGCGGUUAUGAUGGAGUGGGAGCGUCCGCUGAUGGAGGCGCACGCGCGAGCGGUCUGCACCGGCGCCGGCAAGGUGCUCAACGUGGGCUUCGGGAUGGGGCUCGUGGAUGAGGCGAUACAAAGUUACGAGCCCGAGGAGCACACCAUCAUCGAGGCCCACCCGGAGGUGUACGCCCGGAUGCUCAAGCUCGGGUGGGGCGAGAAGAAGAAUGUCAAGAUCGUCUUCGGGCGGUGGCAGGACGUGAUCCCGCAGCUCGGCUCGUAUGACGGUAUAUUUUUUGACACAUACGGAGAAUACUACGAGGACAUGAGGGAGUUCCAUGAACAUCUUCCUAAGCUACUGAAGCCCGGAGGAGUGUAUUCAUACUUCAACGGCCUAUGUGGUGAUAAUGCGUUCUUCCAUGCGGUGUACUGCCAGCUUGUCGCGCUAGAGUUGGCGAACCUCGGGUAUUCGACACAGUUCAUCCCUCUGCCAGUCAAAGAUUGCCUCUCGGAGAAAAUAUGGGAAGGCGUGAAGCAGAAAUACUGGCAACUGGACACGUAUUAUCUCCCUGUUUGCCAAGAGGAGACAGAAUCAGAGUAGAACUAGUGGGGUAAUUUGCAUUAGCAGUUCUCACUAGCUGUUUGCUGCUACAUUUGUAGGUUCAGGCAAUGCUUCAGAGUUACAGACGAGGUUUCAGGGACUGAAACUUUCUUUCGGCAUGUUGCUUGCUGAUUGUGAUCAAUGAAAGAACUCCCGUUUUAGACGCUUGGAAA
Messenger RNA from Brachypodium distachyon (stiff brome), 1239 nucleotides. RefSeq names its product protein arginine N-methyltransferase 2. Gene Ontology annotation, molecular function: protein-arginine N-methyltransferase activity; protein binding. The transcript is spliced from 2 exons. Bases 50 to 1066 code for a protein of 338 amino acids. The record is from RefSeq and is a predicted model, not a curated record. NCBI's taxonomy places the organism in Eukaryota, Viridiplantae, Streptophyta, Magnoliopsida, Poales, Poaceae. Gene Ontology annotation, cellular component: nucleus; cytoplasm.